Messenger RNA from Gossypium arboreum, 2266 nucleotides. RefSeq lists its product as uncharacterized. The coding region runs from base 78 to 1961 and encodes 627 amino acids. Gene Ontology annotation, molecular function: oxidoreductase activity; zinc ion binding. Gene Ontology annotation, cellular component: mitochondrion. NCBI's taxonomy places the organism in Eukaryota, Viridiplantae, Streptophyta, Magnoliopsida, Malvales, Malvaceae. The record is from RefSeq and is a predicted model, not a curated record. The transcript has 19 exons.
AUAGAGGGGGGGUAGCUCUCCUUUUCAACAAACGAUACUAAUUAUUAUCUCUAACAACAGUGAUUACAAAGAAGAAAAUGGAGCUUAAACCUGGUUUAUCAGCUUUAAUCACCGGAGGAGCUUCCGGCAUCGGUAAAGCGUUGAGCUUAGCUUUGGCUGGGAAAGGAUUAUUUGUAACGAUCGUAGAUUUCGCUGAAGAGAAAGGGAAGGAAGUUGCUUGUUUAGUUGAGAAAGAGAAUUCUAGAUUUCAUGAAAAGUUGGAGUUUCCUUCUGCUAUUUUUGUUAAAUGCGAUGUUACGAAUCCAAGAGAUAUUAGUUUAGCGUUUGAGAAGCAUGUGGCGACAUAUGGAGGAUUGGAUAUUUGUAUUAACAGCGCCGGCAUCAAUAAUCCAGUACCAUUUCAGAACGAUCAAAGUGAUGGGGCUAAGACAUGGAGGCACACCAUUAAUGUCAACCUGGUUGCAGUUAUUGAUUGUACUCGCCUUGCAAUUAAAACUAUGCAAGCUCUGCAAAAGCCAGGGGUGAUAAUCAAUACAGGAUCUUAUGCUGGUCUUUUCCCAUUUUUCUUGGACCCCAUUUACUCUGGCUCAAAAGGAGGUGUUGUCUUGUUUACUAGAUCACUAACUCCGUACAAACGUGAAGGAAUACGUGUCAAUGUUCUUUGCCCUGAGGUUGUUCGAACAGAGAUGGGAGAAAAACUGGACCCCAAAUAUGUAUCUCUAAUGGGAGGCUUUGUGCCAAUGGAGUUGGUGGUAAAAGGUGCUUUCGAGCUUAUCACUGAUGAAAGCAGAGCUGGUUCUUGCCUAUGGAUUUCAAACCGCAGAGGCAUGGUAUAUUGGCCCAUUCCAUCUGAAGAAGCAAAAUACUCUUUGCGUUCUUCCACAAGUUCCAGGACCAACAAAAUCUCGUUCCAAGCUCCUUUAAGUUCCCAACUACCUCAGAAUUUUAAGAAACUUGUUGUGCAUACCUGGAGCCAAAAUUUUCGUGAUGCAACCCAUAUAAUAAGUGCACCAUUGAGACUACCUCUUGAGUCAGACCAAGUUCUUCUGAAAGUCAUUUAUGCUGGUGUAAACGCAGGUGAUGUGAACUUUAGCGCAGGCCGUUAUUUUCAAGGAACCAAGAAAGACCCUGGAUUUGAGGCAGUGGGAAUAAUUGCUGCCAUUGGAGAUUCUGUAAGAAAUUUGAAAGUGGGAACUCCUGCUGCAGUCAUGACUAUUGGAUGUUAUGCUGAAUUCAUGAAGGUUCCUUCAAAGCAAAUACUUCCAAUUCCAAGACCUGACCCGGAAGUUGUUGCUUUGCUUACUUCAGGAUUAACAGCAUCAAUCGCUUUGGAAGAGCUUGGUCAGAUGAAAUCUGGAAAAGUUGUCCUUGUAACCGCUGCUGCUGGAGGGACUGGACAAUUUGCAGUCCAGCUUGCAAAACUGGCAGGAAAUAAAGUUGUUGCAACUUGCGGAGGAAAAGAAAAGGCGAGGCUUUUAAAAGAAUUUGGGGUUGAUCGAGUCAUAGACUAUAAAACUGAAGAUAUCAAAACUGCUCUCGAGGAGUUUCCUAAAGGAGUUGACAUUGUUUACGAAUGUGUCGGUGGGAACAUGUUUAAUUUGUCCCUCGAUGCUUUGGCUAUCCGUGGACGUCUCAUUGUGAUAGGAAUGAUCUCUCAGUAUCAAGGGAAGGAUGGAUGGAAGCCAUUAAAUUACCCUGGGCUUGUUGAGAAGCUUUUGGCCAAAAGCCAAACUGUUGCUGGCUUUGUCCUGAUCCAUUAUAGCCAUUUAAUGCAAAAGCACCUGAUUAGACUAUUUCAGCUUUACUCUUCAGGAAAGCUUAAGGUCGUGAUAGACCCGAAAAGAUUUUCGGGUUUGCAUUCAGUUAGUGAUGCUGUUGAACAUCUGCAUUCGGGUAAAAGCACCGGCAAGGUUGUUGUUUGCAUGGAUCCAAGCUUUGAACAUCAAAUGGCUAAGUUAUGAUUUGCAGCCGAUGAUCAUGGAGUAAUCGUUCAUCAUUCAUCCCCAGCGGAUAAGUCUUAAAAACUAUUUACAUCUCAUAGCGGAAAUAUACUCAUACAUACGUAGCAGAAUCAUGUUCAUUUAAAAUGGUUACUAGGUUUGAACAAAGAACCACAAGUUAGCAUUAAAUUGCUAUUUCUUUUUUGUAUUGUAUAAUGUAAUGCUAAAUGAUGCCAUCGUGUAUGUGUAUUUGGAACUAAAAGUUAUAUCGAAUAAUAGUAUAUAGAAAAGUAAUGGAGGGGAUCCUAACCCGAUAUUCUCGAAAA